UCGCAAGGACACGCUAAGGAGGUUCGACAUCCCCCCUCUCCUCCUUACCCCGACACCAGGGCGAGUGGCACGAUAUACUAACACGAUUCUGCAGGCACAUGGAUGAUGGGUGUUCAAAGAGAUUCGAUCUCGGUACACUGGAUCUCCAGGGCGAUAACUACGACGGCCUCAGCCAAGGCGUACGACCGAUGGGAAGUGGUCCCAUGAGCCAAGUGGUUCAGCCACCGGGUGGCCUUCCACCAAUGGCACCCCUCCCUCUGAGCAGCAGCGGCAUGCUCUCAUCGACACCUCGGCCAAUGCGGAGCAGAGACAGGGUGGCAGGUGUGGAAACGAGGCAGAGCCACUUGUGGGGACGUUGUUGACAAGUGGCCAGAGAUGAGAGCUUCUCAGACAAAUGGCACACGAGUAUGCAUUCUCCUUUUCCUUCUCCCGUGGCCUGUUCUAGGUCUGAUUACAGUUUGGUUGCAUACGUGGAUUCAGCGUAAGGAAUGGGGCUAUUAUGGCCGGGUUGUAGAGCUAUUGGGCUGGCGUAUAUGGGAAAUGUCCUGCCAGCAAAGUAUAGGAAAGAUACUCGUUGCUGCGGCAUGUCAAAGGCCAAUGGCAUGUGACAAGACGGAAAGGAGAUACGAUUGCUCGAUGUUUAGAAGGAGUUCACUGAUUUGCAACACUUUAAGCGGCUGCAUAACGCCGACCAAGAAGAAUAUAUAAACCCACCUCUUGAGAUCAGAC
This is a messenger RNA of Phialemonium atrogriseum, 729 nucleotides long. RefSeq lists its product as uncharacterized. The transcript has a single exon. The coding region runs from base 376 to 708 and encodes 110 amino acids. Lineage: Eukaryota; Fungi; Ascomycota; Sordariomycetes; Cephalothecales; Cephalothecaceae. The record is from RefSeq and is a predicted model, not a curated record.